Punctularia strigosozonata HHB-11173 SS5 is the source of this 1095-nucleotide messenger RNA. RefSeq lists its product as uncharacterized. Lineage: Eukaryota; Fungi; Basidiomycota; Agaricomycetes; Corticiales; Punctulariaceae. Bases 1 to 1095 code for a protein of 364 amino acids. The transcript is spliced from 5 exons. The record is from RefSeq and is a predicted model, not a curated record.
AUGGCGAAUCGGUCCAUCGAUGACGAUGCACUCGAUGGAGGCCAAGACGAACGUCGCGGAGCGCUGAUGCGUAAACCUAACUUCAACGAGUGGAGAGGAGUUCGACCUGUGACAAUAUACCAGCUCAAGCGGGCUGAAAAACGCUCUGAAGACGCCAAAUUCACCAUCGAAAACCAUGAGAUCCAUCAUGUAUGCGUUGUAGCGCACGUGGUGAGCAUCGACACCGAAACGGGUGAAAACGUCUACAUGCUUGAAGACGGGACUGGACGAAUCAAAGGCCGUCAAUAUGAAGAAGAUAUCGAAGGAACAGUCGAUGACCCCGAUGGCUUGUGCGGCGUAGCGAGAGGAACAUUUGCCAGGGUCAUAGGCAUACUCAAGCUUUGGAAGAUUUUCAAGACGCUCCAGGUACUCCACGUUCGGCCAGCGUUCCCCGCAGAACUCGAAUAUCAUUGCUUCAAUGUCAUCGCCUGCACAUUGAUGCUUGAACGCGGUCUUCCGCCGGCGGAGCAGCUUCCUCGACAGUAUUUCGUCGGUACGGAGUCCUCAAACACAACGUCAUCCACCAACAGAGAGAACUCGUCUUACAUAGCCGCGGAUUUCGACGAUGCUAGCACCGAAGUCGACGCGGAAUUGUCUUCCCUUUCCCUUCAGGAUAAUCUCCCUGAUCCUGGCUCUAUAUCAUGUGUCUUAAACGGCGAUCGAUUUCGUAGCGAACAUCGCCACCCGCAGGACCCUAUGCCACUCACAUCUUCUCUUCGAAAUGAGGACACUUGGGCCUCGUUCAGCGCUACCGUACCAUCAGGUUCGGUAGUGCUCGACGGCGAUCCUUACGGGCGUAUGCCGUUCAUAUUCCGAAAGGUGUUGUUGGCCAUAUAUGAAGCGGCAGACCCCAGUAGAGAACCGGGUUGGACAGAUAUUCCUCAUGUCGCCCGGCUAGUCAAUGUCACCUCCAACCCCGGACAACCUGCAUGGGAGAAUUUUUUGGCUUGCCUUCGCAAGCUCAAGAAGAAACGAUUUAUCGAUAUGAAGGAUGACAUGUCGCAAUGCAGGAUUCCGCAAAGCAUGUAUGAAGACCUGCUUCGGGAUGAAAUGUAA